UUUUUGGAUGAUGGGUGCAGAUCCCAGCAGGGUGGCCUUUUGCACUUGGCAGAUGGUAAUUUUGUCAAUGUCUAUUGUUUCCAAAUGCCGGCUGAGAUCUCUUGGCACGGCACCCAGUGUGCCCAUCACCACCGGGACCACCUGCACUGGUUUCUGCCAGAGUCUUUGCAGUUCAAUCUUGAGGUCCUGAGAGUGGCUGAGUUUUUCCUGUUGCUUUUCAUCAAUGCGACUGUCACUAAAUGCCCUGCUAUUGGGAUGUGGAGGGAAGUUAUCACUGCUCGGGCUCCCUUGCAGGGAAUGCACUUUGCACAUGCUCAGUGUGCCCCCUUUCUUUUGCACAUUUCCUUUCCCUUCCCUGGGGCAGCAGUCCUGCCUCCUUAACCCUUCCUUUCCUGGAGGAAGGAAGGAACUUUUCCCCCUUUGGCAGUGGGAGUGGCCUGGGCUGCAACCCAGGGAGAAAGGGAAAAAGGAGGAGGAGGAGGAGGGCUUGGCCUUUCCCCAACUUUGGGAUCCCUUCCUUCCCUCCUUCCUUCCUUCUUUCCUUCUUUCCUUCUUUUCUUUCUGCCUGCCUCUCUCUCUCUCUCUCUCUCCUGAGGGCCAUGGCCAAGUCCUACGACCACCUCUUCAAGCUCCUGCUGAUCGGGGACAGCGGCGUGGGCAAGACCUGCCUCAUCAUCCGCUUCGCAGAGGACAACUUCAGCGGCACCUACAUCAGCACCAUCGGCAUUGACUUCAAAAUCCGGACCGUGGACAUCGAGGGCAAGAGGAUCAAGCUGCAGGUCUGGGACACGGCCGGGCAGGAGCGGUUCAAGACCAUCACCACCGCCUAUUACCGGGGCGCCAUGGGCAUCAUCCUGGUCUACGACAUCACGGACGAGAAGUCCUUUGAGAACAUCCAGAACUGGAUGAAGAGCAUCAAGGAGUACGCUGCCUUGAGCUGGGACGAGAGGCGGAAUGCCUCCUCGGGGGUGGAGCGGCUCCUCCUGGGGAACAAGAGCGACAUGGAGGCCAAGCGCAAGGUCCCCCAGGACAAGGCCCAGAAGCUCUCCAGGGAGCACGGGAUCCGCUUCUUUGAGACCAGCGCCAAGUCCAGCACCAACGUGGAGGAGGCCUUCCGCACUCUGGCCCGGGACAUCCUCCUGCAAUCCAGUAAAAGAGUGGCUCCGCAGCCCAGGGGCCCCGUGGACCUCAAAGGGGCCCAGAAAAGCCACAGCAAGUGCUCCUUGGCCUAGCGAUGGACGGACGGAUGGGCGGAAGGUUGUUUGACAUGCCAAGACAGAGGUCCAGCCGGCUGGACCGCUCCCUCCUCUUCCUCCUCUGCACCUCCUUUGGCUCCGUGUGGCCCUGCUUUCCCCCAGGACUGUGGAUCCGGAGGCGGGAACGGAUGCGGAUUCAGCCCCUCCCUUGAAACCACGUGGCUCCGUGCUGUGCGGUCCUGGGAGUUGUGGUUUCCCAAGGACCUUGGCCUUUUUUCUGCCAGGCACCACUCAAACUGCCAGGGCUCCGUGCUAUGGGGUCCUGGGAGAUGUAGUUUCCCAAGGUAUUUACCCUUCUAUCAUGUAGAACGAAUGCAGUUUGGUCCCACUUGAACUUCCAAGGCUCCGUACUGUGGGAUCGUGGGAGUUGUAGUUUGCCAUCUUGUAAAGACCUUGUAAUACUACAGAUCCCCAGGAAUCUUGAGGAGGAAUUUGAGGAGUCUCAAAUAAUGUAAUAAUGCAAUUAGAGACCCCUUUCGCCGCCCUGGCCCCCGUGCUACAAUCCUGGGAGUUGUAGUUUAGAGAAGGCCACGAAAACCUCGCGGGACUGCAUCUCCCAGGAUUCCCUUUUAUCGCAGAUGGCAUUCGCUCUACAGAGCUCUACGCUGCAAGGAGAAAAAGGGAAGAUAGCCUGGGAUUGCGUCCUCCUUCCAACUGCAUCAGUCUUUGUUUCCAUAGUCUUGGGGUGGAAUGGCCAUCUGCCGGGAGGGAUCGAAUUGUGCCCUGCCUUGAGCUGCCCUACAGUGUAGAUUAUCUUGUUUUUGGGGAGGAAAGAGAAAAAGGGAUUAUUUGGGGCUCGUUUGCACCGAGUUCCGCUUUGCGCAUAGGAAAGACCCCGAAGAGAACAUUUCCGGCUCUGUGUUGCCUUUUGUAAUCUUUGAAACAGUAUUAAAUAAAACCAGAUUUUGAAA
This is a messenger RNA of Anolis carolinensis (green anole), 2167 nucleotides long. RefSeq names its product RAB13, member RAS oncogene family (gene rab13). The coding region runs from base 240 to 1232 and encodes 330 amino acids. The transcript has 9 exons. Gene Ontology annotation, molecular function: GTPase activity; GTP binding. The record is from RefSeq and is a predicted model, not a curated record. Gene Ontology annotation, cellular component: trans-Golgi network transport vesicle; plasma membrane; endosome. Gene Ontology annotation, biological process: regulation of exocytosis; protein secretion; protein localization to plasma membrane. NCBI's taxonomy places the organism in Eukaryota, Metazoa, Chordata, Lepidosauria, Squamata, Anolidae.